UCUGCACAUUACGUGGCACAGUUAUUCUUCAUCACAAACGGCUCGCCUUCAUUACCCGGUGCGUAUUUAAAACCCGCACCCCAUCCAUUCGUGCCUUAUUUAAAAUCCGACCUCCUCCUCCUUAAACCGACGACGACGACGACGAGAGGGGCCGUUUCUUCUCCUUCCUGUUGGCGAUCAAAUCCUCGGCGUUGGGCGGAUCGGCGGCGCCGGGUCCAGAUCGGGCGGAUGCCGCCGCGGCCGGAGCCGUGCAGCUCGUCGUCGUCGCUGGGGAAGGACAGCGACGAGGGCGGCGCGCCGGCGGGGACGGAGGACGGGGAGGGGGAGGUGCAGAGCGCCUACAGCGGCGUGGGGCUCGACGGCCUCGCCGCAUUGGAGGAGUCGCUUCCCAUCCGGCGUGGCAUUUCUAAAUUCUAUAAUGGCAAGUCCAGAUCUUUCACAUUCCUCAAGGAAGCUAUCGGGCCAUCUGGUUCUGCAAAGGUCAUUGCCAAGGCAGACAAUGCUUACUCCAGGAAACGGAAAAAUCUUCUUGCAUACAGCAUCAUGUACGAUCAGUCACAGAUCACCGUUCCGGAGACCUACAAGAACGGUAUCACUAAGAGGCUUGCGGGUUUAAGCAGGUUGAGGCCCUCGGAUGGUAUGAGCUCCAACAGCAGCAGUAGCAGCAGCCUCAGCAGCGACGAAAACGAGCUGCCUCAGCAGUUCAUUUUUGUUCAGUCACCUGACAACACUGCACAAUUUGCUUCUCCGACGAUACCUGCACCUCGGCUUGGGUCUUGCGCGUCUAAGAUAUUGCCCAUGCCAAUAAGGUCGUUUUCGAUGGUGAAUCUGCAACGUUUGCACAGCCGCUGCUCAUCUGUUUGCCUGGAAAAAGAACCGGAGGCUGAUUAACAAGGAAUUCAAGAGGCAUUUCCAUCUUCUCGUGUGUUUUUUUCUGUGUUUAUCCUGGGGGCUAAUAUACCGCAUCUCUCUUUUGCUAACCUAAGGUUGCAUUGGAGUGUUUGCCUAAAUAAGAGGGAGCAGAUGAAAAAAAGAGGGAGCAUGUAUGGUGACGGUUUUGUGUGUAAAAUAGCUUGUUUGACAAUGUGUAAAUGUAAAUUGACAUAAUCUGCUAAAAUCAAAUGCAGUAAGUCAAAGGCAGAAA
This is a messenger RNA of Aegilops tauschii subsp. strangulata, 1144 nucleotides long. RefSeq lists its product as uncharacterized. Lineage: Eukaryota; Viridiplantae; Streptophyta; Magnoliopsida; Poales; Poaceae. The record is from RefSeq and is a predicted model, not a curated record.